Liolophura sinensis is the source of this 7938-nucleotide messenger RNA. Its product is annotated as sodium/hydrogen exchanger 6-like. Gene Ontology annotation, biological process: proton transmembrane transport; regulation of intracellular pH; potassium ion transmembrane transport. The coding region runs from base 65 to 2083 and encodes 672 amino acids. Gene Ontology annotation, cellular component: recycling endosome; plasma membrane. NCBI's taxonomy places the organism in Eukaryota, Metazoa, Mollusca, Polyplacophora, Chitonida, Chitonidae. Gene Ontology annotation, molecular function: potassium:proton antiporter activity; sodium:proton antiporter activity. The transcript has 17 exons. The record is from RefSeq and is a predicted model, not a curated record.
GACGUUCUCAAAAGCUGUCGUGUUUUGCUUUUGCAUUUCCUCUGUACUGAGUGUGGUUCUCACCAUGACGGAGGCACCCAUUACACAUGCAAAAGAACCCGUGCAAGAAAAACGGGCGGCAGACCGCCACCGUACAGACAGUUUGACAAUCUUGAUGUUUUUGACGUUGUUGUUGUUAACGGUUUUGACAAUCUGGCUGUUCAAGCACAGGCGAUUUCGUUUCGUGCACGAGACUGGCUUGGCGAUGAUUUACGGUUUAAUUGUAGGGGCUAUCAUACGAUACACAACUCAAAACAGCAAAAUCCCAAGUGCAGUUAUUGUAAAUGAGACCUACUAUUUUGAGAAUGCUCCAGAAAGCGUGCUUAUCUCAUAUGAUGUGCAAAAUAAUUCAAGCUCCAAGAGAAUCCAGUAUGAUUAUUACGGAGAGGUUAGCGUGCCAGAGGAUGAAUCAACGUUGCCCAGGACGGUGACCUUUAACCCUGAAUUGUUCUUCAAUGUACUACUGCCACUGAUCAUCUUCAACGCUGGAUACAGUAUGAAAAGGAAACACUUUUUCAGAAAUAUUGGUGCAAUAUUUGCAUAUGCUUUCCUUGGGACGACAAUUUCAUGUGUUGUUGUUGGGGGCAUUAUGUUUGGUUUGACCAGAUUGAUGACCAACAUAAGUGUCAGCUUAAAUGACUGUUUUUUCUUCGGAGCCUUGAUCUCAGCCACUGACCCAGUGACGGUGCUGGCUAUAUUUCAUGAUCUGAACGUUGAUGUAGACUUGUAUGCCCUGGUAUUUGGAGAGUCAGUUCUGAAUGAUGCCGUGGCCAUUGUCCUAUCAUGGGCUAUUGAGACGUAUGGUCGAGAGUCCCGUGCUGGCCACUUUAGCGCCAGUGCAUUUUUCCAUGCCCUUUUGACCUUUGUAAAAGUGUUCUUCGGAGCAUUUGCUAUUGGUUCGCUGAUGGGCUGUAUUACAGCUCUGCUGACAAAGUUCACAAAGAUUCGUGACCACCCACUGUUGGAGACGUCGCUGUUUGUACUGAUGUCAUACAUUACCUUUGAGGCAUCAGAGGCAGCUAAAAUGUCGGGUAUUGUGGCUGUUCUGUUUUGUGGCAUCACCCAAGCUCAUUAUACUUUCAACAAUCUUUCUGCCACCUCCAAGGUGUGGACAAAACAGCUGUUUGACCUGCUGAACUUUCUGGCAGAGAAUUUUGUGUUCCUGUACAUCGGUGUUUCCAUCUUCACCUUCCAGCCCCAGAAAUGGCACCUAGCCUUUAUAGUCUCAGCUUUUUUCGCCAUUAUUCUGGGCAGAAUAUUUAACAUAUAUCCACUGUCUUUCCUCCUAAACUUGGGGAGGACCAAUAAAAUUAGGUUUAAUUUCCAGCACAUGAUGAUGUUUGCAGGUCUUCGCGGUGCAAUUGCUUAUGCAUUAGCGAUUCAGAGUGUUACUACGGAACCGCGGCAGCUGAUGCUGUCCUCUACCAUGUGUAUUGUGUUAGUGACCGUCAUUCUGUGUGGAGGCCUGUCCACACCCAUGCUACAGUGGCUCCAGAUCAGGACCCACAUCAGUGAGGGGCCCCACAUCGGUAAAGGGUCCACAUUAGUGAAGGGCCCCCACAUCAUUGAGGGCCCCACAUUGGUGAAGGGAUCCACAUCGGGCCGGCCAGAAGCUCCUCCUCCUAGUUCCUCCUCUAAAUACGAAAAAGCCUGGGUGGCAGCCAAGUGGUACAACUUUGAUACAAGGUUUAUGAAGCCACUGUUGACAAACUGUCGCCCGUGUCUAAUUGAGACGCUACCAAACUGCUGUUUACCUGUGGCACAGUUCCUGACUACAGAGGAACAAUUAGCCCAGGGUUCCUCGAGGACGGAGGACAAUGAUUCCGACACAGAUAUGAUAAUUGCUCACGGAGAUCGACUCUCCUACGGAGAACCAAGCAGUGGCGCUUCCAGUGCCUCUGUGCUGGAGAGUACAGAUGUCGUCAAAUCAGCUGAGGGCUUAGAUGAUGAAGAAGUGUUAGGUGACCUUGGCCUUGGGGACUCAAACCAUCAACCAAUGAAAUUACAGAUACAGUUACCGGGAUCAUCAGGUGAUCGUGUUUAGCCAAUCAAAACUGUAUGUAUGUGUGUCAGGUGAUGUAAAGUAGCCAAUCGCAUCCAGGCUCAUUUUCCCAGAGAUUGCUUGUCAUACUGUACAUGUAUGAGUUAUCUGUGCUAGUUUAUCGUGUAGUGUUUUAUUAAAACUUGUUUAUAUAGCAGCUGUGUUGUAUAGACAAUUCUCCUGCAAAUGUGUUGAACAUUUUAGAGAUAAAUGUAUGAUGAAGAACCACUGAUGCAGAUCUUAUUCUUGUUGGAUCAGUUGAAUUUUGGACAAAUGUUUUCAGUUAACAUUUAAAGGAUGUGUACAUGUGCAUAUAAGCCUGAAUGUCUAUUUAAGAUUUAUCGUAAUGGUCAAAUAACAUUUCAUGUGAUGAGCUAUGUACUUUUAUUUAAUUUUAGUUGUAAGAGAAUAGUUGAUAAUUGUGGUCCAGUCUUAAAAAUGUUGGUAUCUCAUUGCUCUGUAAAUAGUGAUUAACCAAAAAUGGCAUAAAUUGAGUGUUCGUUAAUUUGAAGGACAUAUAACCCCAAUUCCAUUUAAAAUAGAAUCCAGCUGAACUGUAAUUGUGGUUUAACUGUCACUUUUGGCAUGUUCCGAAAAAGGCAUAUUGUAAACCAGCCUGUUGAUCAGCUUGCAUUCCAAGUACCAAAAUGGCUAAUUAGAGUCUAACCCAGGUAUUGAACCUAAUAGCUUACCAGUAGUACACUUGCUGCUGGCUACAAGCAUUCCACUAUAUUUAAACAAGUUUUCAUCUGUUGCCAGAGUCAUGAUUUUCUUCUUGUAUGUCUUCUUUUUUUUUUUGACUGAAAGUAUACCUUGGAUGACAUGUCCGUCUAAUUAGACAGAUAAUUAACAAUGUUGACACAAAUUACUGCCAUUCGGAUUGGAUUACAUUGAACCAAAGUUUUAUUAAUUUGCAGCCUUUCAAGAUUUUGAAUAUUUGUUUUUUGAAAAACCAAGUGUGGCUACACUGGCUAUGAUUUAUUUAUUUCAUUGAUGUUUUACACCAUACUGAGAACACUUAUGUGAUGGGGGCAAGCAUCAUGGUGGGAGUAAACCGGCACAACCUGGGGGGAAACGCAAUGAGCAUCCACAAGUUGUUGGCAGACCUUCUCACGUACUAUUGGCUAUGAGUUAGUCAUAAGUUAAUAUGGAUCCAGAUGGCCUUAUGGACAGUUUGCUUGUUGAUGCUUGCUGUAGAAAGAUGUAGGCCCUAUUCACUGACAUUUUUUAAAUUUUUGUUUUCAUUAACUCACAAAUAUUCCAGCAUAUUAAUAUUGUUGGCAUAGGUGUAUCUGUUCUAUACUUCGAUAGCUGAAGUGUUUGUAUCACCAAAGUCAAACCAUUCCAGUGUGAAGUUGAGAACCAACACAGGAAUAAUGCAAAGUGCUUGUAUAUCAGCUGUAAUUUGUACCGCUUCACUCAUUCCUGAACCUUUUUUGCAUAUGAAAGGGCCACUUUCAGUGCAAUCUACAUGCAUUUUUAAAUUGGUUUUGGAGACAGAAGUACAUUGGUUGGAUUGACCAGUUUCAGGGCUUCACCGUAAAUAUAAGUUUAUCAUUCUACAUGGAAUUAUGCCUUCAGAAUAUACUGGAAAAAAAACACUUGGCAAACAUGUGAAAAGGUUGAAGAAUUACAGAACUUCCAACUACCAUAAAAUUUGAAAGUCCUUCUAAUUUGAAUCUUGCUCUUUGUCGGUAGAAACUGUCAAUCUUGUGUUCUAGCUGUGGAAAGUAAUAAGAAUUAAGCAAUGUUUCCACAAUCAGAUUUUUUUUUUCUCAAAUUGCUACAACUCAAGUUUGCUCUACAAGUACUGGGGUAACUUUUACCUGAUGUCACUUUCAUGUGAACUCUUUCUACACCUCAAAAAAGUUGGGUUAGAAAUUAUAUCUCCUGGUUUCUUAAGAUUAUGAUAAGUGCUGUAAGUCUUCAACAUUUCCAACCACUGAAGCACUUUUUCAGUGGAAUAUAUACGUACAGUUAUUAUGAAAAUCACACCAAAAUUUAUUUUUGUGUGUGUCAUUAAAGAUGCAAGCUUCAUAAAACUGUGUAGAUUAUUUCUCUACACCCCUCAGUUCUCUCCGAAUGUUUCAAAAUAUAUACGUUUGCAGAGGUGAUUGAAAAGGUUGAAGAAUUAAUAUGUAUCAUAUGCAGUGAAUUAUGUUUUUUGUUGUCCUGAACUACAAUUUUUGUGUUCUCCAAUAAGAUGUUACAAUAUAUGUUAAAAUGAGAAGUUUUAGAGUAUAUAUGUACAUCUGGUUCUGUGUUAAUUGUGAGGUAGUCCUUAACUUAAUAAUGUAUCUUUCUGUAAGCCUGUACAUACUAGCUUAUAAUGAUUAUAAAAGAUAUCUAUGUGUAACCAUACUUGUAUAUUAAAAUGUUUACAUACCUAUGUAUUUGUAGAGAUGUGAAAUGACGUAUUGCAGAGGUGGCAGAUGUAUGUAUUUAUAAAUGUGAAAAUUUCAUCCUAACCACUACACCUACGCCUGUGACCAAGCUGUUCAUGCAUGGCUGAAGCUGUAAUUCUCACGUAAUGAGUAGAUAUGUGGCAAGCAAAUCAGGUCACAUUAAUCUGUGUGAUUAAAUGACUGAAUUUAUGAAGGUUGUAUAUGUGUACUAGUUCGUUUCCUUCAUCUGGAAUGCGUGUAUGUAAAUGUGGGGUAGAUAUGAAUAAUAACCUUUGCUGCUUUAAAAGGAGAAAAAUGUUUUAAAAAAGUGAUAAACUGAAAAGGAAUGCUUCUAUCUUUGAAUCCCUGAUUUGCGGGAUUUGAACCAUUUUAGUUCAGCACAGAUUAGAAUUUGACAUUGUGUGGCAAUUGUGACUUGUUAUGGUUAAUUAUUGUGAUACGAAUAUACAUGUAAAUGUAUGUAGUCCUCCAGUUCAUCUCACCUGUCUGUACUUACAGGCUCGCUUUUGAUUGCUGUGGUUAACAGGGAGCCAAAUUUUCUUAAGAUGCAAUGGUUAUAAGUUUAUUUAAGUUUAAGCUUUUCUCACGGUAGAAUUUCCUGUCCGUAGAAAUUUGUUCUUUAGGUUUAGGUUUACCAUUCCUCUGUACCAGACGAAGGCUAUGGAGCUUGUAACCCAGCGUGAAAUUGUUUAGUUUCUGUAAUUAAUGACAUGAAAACUUUACUGUUCAACAUAUUUGUCUUUAUUACAUGUACAAAGUAAUACUGUAAUACAAAAUGUUCUAUCAAUACAGUAUUAUUGAUAUUCACCCACUGGAUGCAAGAUAUGUUUAUAAUUCUGUGGUAUUUAGUAUCAUCAUCCGGGGCCUUCACUCGCUUAUCAGACAUUAAAAUCUUGUUGAAUGUUCUUCUGAUAGCCACUUUGCCCCUGACAGCCCCAGGGGUAGAACACUGUGAACCAGCUCUCAGUCCAUGUACAUCUUGAAUUGAGGAAGUUUAUGACAUUACCCCAUGAGAAACGGCAUGAGCUUACCCCAUAAUCCCGACUACAUGUAAUGUUGAUACAAGUGAAGAUUUCUUGAAUUCCGUAUUAAACAGAAGUCUUUAAAAAAGAAACAAAUAUCUGGUGAUAUCCUGGAGGAUAAAAUUGCUGUAGUCAAACACCCGUGAAACCCAAAUUAGCAUGGCUCUCUUGUAUUAUACGGCAUUUCAGUUGCGUAUAACGUCAAACAGUAAGCGAUUUCUUCUUGAAGACUCAAGAAAAUCUUGAGUUUUACUCAAGAAGACUUCUAGAAAAUCUUGAGUUUUACUCAAUUAAAUUUGUGUCAAGUCACCAAUCCCAAGAAAAACUUUGGUAAACCUAACAGUUCUCGACAAGAUGAAUAAAUUGUUAUGUAAUUAUUGUUAUGGAAAUAAGUUUGCGUUCCUGCGACAAAAAUGUAUAACAAUGGUGAGAAAAACAGCUGCGGUAGGAUUACCAGUCCAUGACAUCACUCUCUUGUUUCCAGUGUCAUACUAGUAGAAAAUCUGUGACAAAAUUAUGCCAUAAAUUUCUCUUAGUUUUCACCUGUUUCAUGUAAUCCUGACAGAAGCUUGGUAAAGUGGAAGGUCAACGUCAACAUUAGAAUAUUUCCCCUGAUUGAUAGAUAAAUGAAUGAAAGGCCUUUAAUGUAUAAGGAACCCUAAUAACCUAGUGUUAAAAGGUUCUGAUAGGUACCUUUAAGACAGUAUAAUGUCAAAGAAAAAAACAUAAAAAAAGAAAACAAUUUAUCAGUUGUCAUGAGUUGAGUCUUUGUGGAGUUUUGUUAUUGAACCCAAAUUCAAAGUAACAUAUUUUGUUAAGCUUGUUUUGUUUUUGUAUAGAAAGACAGUUAUGUGAAACUCACUUUAUUUAUAUCAGAGUAUCUUUGGAUAGCAGCUUAAAAUUGCUUUAUAUCCUCUUUGCCCACCUCACUUCACAUGAAUCUCCUUUUGCUUUAUGCCCUGUUUGUUUAUAAGAUUUCCUCCAAUAUGAAAUUAAUUGUUCCGCUUAGGAAUAGUAUGAUUGUCGUUAUUUGUUAUAAGUUUGGAAUACAUGUUCCCACACUUAUGGUUAAGGGUUAUGGUUGGUUUCUUUGUAUACUCAGAAAGGUCUUCUCAACAGGUUAUAUGUAUAUUUAAUAUGUCUGUAAUGGAAACGUUACUAUAUUUGUUUAUUUCUUUCUUUUUUUGUGUUUUAUUAUAAUACAGUAUAUUUACAUACAACACAUCUUAACAGCUUGAAGUUCAUUUUUAAUGUUUGUUUGAAGUUUAUGUGUAACGUUUGUUUGCUUGUUUCUCUCCUUUUAGUUAUAAUUCAUUCUCAUUUCAAUUUAUUAUACACUGUGGCAUAAGCAUUGUUAAAAUAUUAAUUGUUCAUUAUUUGUCUGAUAUCUAUAUAUAAUUUUGUUGACUCAAAUGAAAUGUACACGAGAUAUGACAUAACGGAGGUUUGACGUAGCUUGGCUGUUAAUAGUGUCCACCAUUGUCUUAGCACCAAGCGAAAACCUGAACAGUUGUAAUCAUUUUAUAGGUUUUUCCAAUAUACUUCGGCGUUACAUCCAAUAAACUUACAUUUUAAUUAUAAAUACGUUUAAUUAUGAAUUUGUAAUAAAAAUUUCUUUUGUUUAUACUUUUUUUUGUGAUUAAAAUCUAGAAAUGUAGGCGUUAAACAUGCGAUCGUGUGGAGAUUACAAAUAUAUGCCCCGAAUCCGUUCUGUUUUUUUUACAUAUAGCUGAAUAGUUUUGAUGAAAUUCAUUAAAAGGUGGUGCCUGUUUUUUUUUUUUUUUAUUGAGUCAAAUUAUCGUCAGUUGGCUUCAUAUCCAAAAGUCAGAAAUGACCAUGUAAACCCGGAGAUCAGAUCAUAGUCAUGUUGUACGGCUGCAGAAACUGCUUAGAUCAACGUAAUCUCUCGUGGCCCUAUAUCCGAGAGCUAUAUUUUCGACUCUCCACCUUUAUGAAAUAGGGCAACUGUCAAGCACGCGAGCCGAGUUUAUAUAGCAAAAACACCAAAAAUCAAACAAUAUUUACUUAGAGUGGUAAAUUUGGAUUUGACUCGCUCCAUAUGUAUAUCUACACUUAUUUGAAUGAAAGUCUGGCUGCAACCUGCGGAUGGUCGUGAGUUUUCUCCGGCUUCCUCCCAAAAUAAUGCUAUACGCCGUCGUAUGAGUGAAAUAUUCUUGAGGACGGUGUAUAAAACCAAUCUAAGAAAUAAAUAAAUAUUGACAGAAUGCCGACCUGGAGAUUUUGGAAGAAUAAAGCGGAAAUAACUUGGUCCAUUUGAUUCAUCGUCUUGAAACGUACAGUGGAAGGCUAUUUACGGAAUCUUCAUGCCUUUGUGUUUGUAUAAUAGACCCAGUUUAUUUCUGUUUUCACAAAUAUGUACUGUAUUGUGCUAACAAAGAAUUUGUCAAUAAAAACUUCGAUGAUGACUUUU